This is a messenger RNA of Lutzomyia longipalpis, 1635 nucleotides long. RefSeq names its product zinc finger protein 235-like. Gene Ontology annotation, cellular component: nucleus. The transcript is spliced from 2 exons. Bases 64 to 1566 code for a protein of 500 amino acids. NCBI's taxonomy places the organism in Eukaryota, Metazoa, Arthropoda, Insecta, Diptera, Psychodidae. Gene Ontology annotation, molecular function: RNA polymerase II transcription regulatory region sequence-specific DNA binding; DNA-binding transcription factor activity, RNA polymerase II-specific. Gene Ontology annotation, biological process: regulation of transcription by RNA polymerase II. The record is from RefSeq and is a predicted model, not a curated record.
UUGUUAACUCGUCUAAACUAGUGGUAAAGAAAUAACUUCUGGUGAGGAAGAAUUUAAGGAAGAAUGGAAAUAAAGCAUGAAAAGAAUGAUGAAUUCUUAAAUUGUGUCUUUAUUGAGGAAGACUACAGUAUUGACGAUCAAUUUGAUCCACUUUCCUGCAUUGUAAAGAAGGAGGAAACUGAGGAAGUUGAUGUGAAACCAGAUUUUCCCUUCUGGGAUCGAGAUCCAGAUGAAUCAGUUGAUUUUAAGGAUCCUCCUCCACCAGAUGACGAUUCUAAUUCCACAGGAUCCUUUAGAGACUCCAAGGAAGAGCUGAAGGUGCUUGUAAAUGAUGCUCCAGCAACAGCAGCAGGUGAUGAAACAGCUGCUAACGAGGCUGCUGAUGAGAAAAUUAUUACAAAGAAGGAGCACAAAUGCCCGGAUUGCGGGAAAGUCUUUGACACAUCGACAAGGCUGAAGAGACAUCUGGGAUCACAUGAAAAACGACGCCUCAAGGAAGCUGCUGGUGCUACGGUGAAGAAGCCAAAGAAUAAAAUUUGCCAAACAUGUGGUAAAGCUUUUGCAACAAAUCAAAAAUUGAACCGACACAUUGCAACUCAUGCCAAGCAUGCAGAGGAGGAGGAAGAUCCUGCUGGGAUUAAUAGGAUGCACAAAUGUCCUAAAUGUGGCAAAGGAUUCUCCUAUCCAUCCACCCUUAAGCGCCACAUUGACACCCACACGGAUGAUGAUGGGAUAGUCAAGCUCUUUCAGUGUCGGGAAUGCUCGAGAUUCUUCCCAACGAAGCUAAAGUUGGAGCUGCAUCAGCAAUUGCACACGGAUAAGGCGCUAAUUUGCAACAUUUGCAGCAAACGCUUUACGAAGAUCUUUAAUUUGGAAGCUCAUAUCCUCCGGCAUACCACUGAAGGGAAAUUUCUCUGUGAGGAAUGCGGCAGGAAGUUCAACAGUGACCACAACCUACGUACGCACAUCUUCCGCAUCCACAAUCCACGUUCACGCGAGGAAACGGCUGUUCUGUGCAAUCUCUGUGGGAAAGCCUUCUUCGACCAGAAAGCCUUUGAGAGGCAUGAGGUGGUGCACACGGAUGUACGCACCGUUCCCUGCCCACUGUGCCCGAUGAUGUUCAAAACAGCCCAGAAUCGCAACAUUCACAUGACCAUCCACACGGGAGAGAAGCCACAUGCCUGCAAAAUCUGUGGGAAAGCCUUCCGGCGGUACAGCUGGCUCAAAACUCACAUGUUUGUACAUGGAAAUGACCGGAAGGACUGCCCCUACUGCAAGACAUGCACCAAAAGUAUCUACCUCCGGAAGCACAUUGUUACCAAGCAUCGUGGCCUACCCGUUCACAUCACAGACGGACCAAUGGGCUGUACAAUCUGCAAGGAAGUCUUUGCAACACUCAAUGAACUCAAGGAUCACGUUGAAGUACAUUCCACUUGUGAGGAACUUCCGGAUGCAGCAGCCCAAACGGAAACUCCAAAGGAUUCUGCUGAGCAACAGGAAGACCGUCAAAAUGUCCAAAAAGUUCCGGAAGAAGAGGAAAAAGGAAUCAAAUUAGUGGUGCUGUAGAAGAAUUUCUCUUAAAAGCUUUUAAAUUUCCUUUUAAAAGCUUUUAAAAUAAAAAUCUGAUGCGAUGAA